This is a messenger RNA of Alternaria rosae, 2186 nucleotides long. Its product is annotated as fungal-specific transcription factor domain-containing protein. The transcript has 5 exons. The record is from RefSeq and is a predicted model, not a curated record. Bases 245 to 2128 code for a protein of 627 amino acids. Gene Ontology annotation, biological process: positive regulation of transcription by RNA polymerase II. Gene Ontology annotation, cellular component: nucleus. Gene Ontology annotation, molecular function: DNA-binding transcription factor activity, RNA polymerase II-specific; transcription cis-regulatory region binding; zinc ion binding. Lineage: Eukaryota; Fungi; Ascomycota; Dothideomycetes; Pleosporales; Pleosporaceae.
GAUUGACAAGGCUGAGUUAGGCAGACUUCGCUUAGUUCGUCCGUAUUUGGGCAGGAACUUGGCCAAGCAUUUGGCUGCUGACACUGCCCCAGCCCCGCCCUCGUCGAGUGCUCACAUACUACUACUGAGGGUGACAAGAUGCCGAAGAGAGUGCAUCGACCGUUCAGACCAGUACCAGAUCACAAACGAACCGAAUUGACAUUACAUCGCGCAAUAUCCGAAGUCGCUGCACGUGGAUGACGUCAUGCCAGACGCUAAGACCGGCGAUAGAAUAGCGGCCCGUCAGUGUUGGGAGUGCUUCAAACGACGCCUGGUAUGCGAUCGCACCCUACCGUCAUGCAAGAAAUGUACCAAGACUGGUAAGAAAUGCCCCGGAUAUAACGAGCAGAAGCCGUUGCAAUGGGUGGAACCGGGAACUGUGACGCUUCGGCGGAAGAAGAAGGAAAGUCGGCCAACAACAUCCACCAUCAGCACAAGGAAAUCCGGGAGGACCGCGCCUGCUGUUUCAAGUGGGCCCGAUGCUGCUCCUGAGGUAAUCAGGGAGACAAGUCCGCUAGAGCUUCUCGGACAAGGAAGGUGCUUGUCUUUCCAGUGGCCCGUCGUCGAAGAGCUUCAGCUUUCCCCAGAGGCAAUCGAGCUAUCCAAGAGCCAACUUGCAAAUCUGUUGGUGCAAGAAGACAAGCCAGCAUGGUGGCGCAAACUUGAAAUCGAGAAGCAUGUAGACCCCGUUGAGCUAAUAGCUGCAGAGGCCGGAGCGGGCUGUGGGGUGGGCGAACGCAUCAUGUGCAUUGGCAACAAAGACCAGAUCAAGGAAGUAGUAGAAAGAGGCCAGCACUGGGAAGCCGCACUACUUUUGCAGUCGAAUCAGAGGCCUCUCGCCAAGAUACAAAGACUGCUCGAGGUCAUGGAGAUGAACAGACUUCCAUCGUACGAUUUCUUGUCGGAUGAGACGCACGACGUGGUACAAGCUGUCAAUUACUUCAACACUAGGAUUUAUCCUGAUAUCCAAGAAACGGACUGCCUAGCACCCAAUCCAGCGGUGGUUCACUUCCCGGUAUGGGCAUUGCAUAUAUUGGCUCCGCCAAUGCAUUAUACCACGGUCUGCCUGAGUCUCAACUACCAUUUGACCUCGUCGUCUCUAGGCAAGGACCGUGCGACUGUUGCAGACAAUCGCCUGAAGAUCUACCAUUAUCGAGGCCUUGCUAUCCGCGCUCUCAAUGAGAAUGUCGCGAGGAAGGAAACCCGCAGUAGCGAUCAGACAAUCGCCAGUAUUCUCAUGUUCAUGGCAAUGGAGGUACAUAGCUCUACAGAUGUAGACUGGAGAUUGCAUGCAGAUGGAAUGAAGCGACUUAUAGAUAUGCGUGGUGGAUUUGAACCACUACGACACGCAGUUCCUCACCUGACGUCAGCGCUAGUGAUCUUCGUCCUCAUUGUAACGUUUUCGAACAGUCUUGGUCCAGCAUCGCGUCAAAUAAGUAUCACUGAGCCACUCGAACAGCAUAUCGAGGAGGUGGAGAAGUUGUACAGCCUUAUACUCCCUUACACACUGUGUCCGUCAACACUCUUCAUUGAGAUCAUCCGCAUCAACCGCCUACGUAAACAGCUCAGCCGCUCGUCCAUCGUGGAACCGCACCAGUACACCCAAUACGCACAAAGCAUUCUUUCUCGUACCGAAUCCUUCGUCCCAAGAGAAUGGGCGCAGUCUAAAGACCAAGUAGAUGGCUGGCAGCUGAUCGGAUCGAUUUGGCAGUCUGCAAUCGUACUCUACUGCAUAAUGUCGUUGCAAGCUUUUGACGUUCUUCCCAGCACCACAGAGAUCGACACCAUGCGAAUGCGACAUCGUGAUCGUCUCUUUAAAGAUCUGAAGGCUGCCACACGAUUAAAACAGCUCAAGAAGAUAUCGACAUUUCCACUGUGUGUACUUGGGGUGGAAGCGGGCUAUCAUGUUCAGCAAAGCACUCAGAUCUGGAUUGAACGGCACUUGGAGGAGCAUGCUCGCCUUCUCGGCAGUAAUAGCCCUUUGAAGGCGCGAGAAGUGCUCCGACGAUACUGGCGGCGAAAGAAACCUGGUUGGAAUGAGUGCUUUGAUGAGCCGUCCACAACUCUUGUGCCAGCGGGUGUCUGUUGAUCUUUCUGACGAAUCGAUGCCGUCCUGACGUUAUGCAUCGGCCAACUGAAGCAUAUUU